AUGCCUGCGACCGUGGAUACCUCGAGCUCAAAGAAGCGCAAGAGCACCAAAAAUGCCGGUGCCCCCUCCAAGCGCCGCGCUGUGGCUGAGGAAGACAGCUUGGCCGAGACCUUGUCGAAGGUUCAAGAGCUGGAGACUCAAAUUGCGGAGUCGCGCAAAUACUACAACAAUAUUGCGACCCUGAUCUCGAUGCUGAAUGUGGAACAAUCAGCGAAAAAGCCUGAGCUGGCAGUGGCCGUCUCUCUAUGCCGAGUAUUCAGUCGAUUGAUGGCAGCGGGCAACCUAUCUGAGAGCAGUCGCGAUGCCGAGAAUGAGAAGAUCGUGGUGGCGUGGUUGAAGGAGCGAUGCUUGGAAUAUCAGCGUGCAUUGCUAUCUAUCAUUCGUGAGGCUGAUACUACGUCUCAGGUUACGGCCCUGACCCUGAGCAUGCGCCUCGUGAAGGAAUACAGUACUCACAUCUCUGGAGCAGACAGCAGUAUCUGGUCUGGUUUCUUCAAAGACAUCAUUGAGGCCCUGGUGGAGGCCCAGAACGGCGAGGAGGUGCGAGCCGAAUUCGUCGCAAAGUUCAUGAAAGAAUAUGAAGAUAUUCGAUACCAAACAUUUGGACAAAUAGCUGAGUAUGCCGCCGCUCGACGAAAGACCGACAUUAUCGAGAUCCUUAUUUCCCUCCUCUCGGCCUGCGACGAAGCACCGAGCUCUGAUCACGAAAUUGACGUCGAGAACUUCUUCGCAAAGCCCGAACCAAAUAAUAAACGUCUCCGCACUGUCCAUGGUCACAAGAGGCGAGCGCAGGACGCAUGGCUGGCCAUCCUUCGCAACAAUCUUUCCCAGGGUCAACGGAAGGCUCUUCUGCGUAUUAUGGUGCACACCAUCGAGCCCUGGUUCACUCGGCCUGAACUCCUGAUGGAUUUCUUGACUGACUCAUACAACGAGGGUGGUGCCAUUUCUCUCCUUGCCCUGUCCGGUCUUUUCUACCUGAUCCAAGAAAAGAACCUGGACUACCCGCAAUUCUACGCCAGACUCUACUCGCUCCUCGACGCAGACCUGCUUCACUCCAAGCACCGAUCACGCUUCUUCCGCCUGCUGAACACUUUCCUCGCCUCGACCCAUCUUCCCGCCACCCUCGUGGCAAGCUUCAUCAAGCGUCUCUCGCGUCUCUCACUCAACGCGCCUCCCUCGGCUAUUGUUGUCAUCGUGCCAUUCAUGUACAACCUCUUCAAGAGCCACCCGACUUGCACCUUUAUGAUGCAUCGUGAGAUUCGUGAUAAGAAGUUUGCCGCCGAGAUUGAGUCCGAAGGCAUGGAGGACCCAUACGACCCCAAUGAGACGGACCCUACCCGCACCAAUGCCAUUGAAAGCAGUAUCUGGGAAAUCGAGACUCUUCAGUCCCACUACCACCCCAACGUCGCUGCCAUCGCACGGAUCAUCUCCGAGCAGUUCACGAAACAGGCUUAUCAAUUGGAGGACUUUCUUGACCACACCUAUCAGGGUAUGGUGCAAGGCGAGCUUGGCACUGGAGAAAAACCACUGCGCAAGAUUCCAGUGGUCGAGUACCAAAUCCCCAAGCGUAUCUUCACAGACCGCCUACUGGUGGAAGAUGACGGUGUGGAUUCUGGGGCUGGCUCUUUCAUGCGUGGUCUCUGGGACUUUUCGUCCUAA
Messenger RNA from Penicillium subrubescens, 1659 nucleotides. It is a transcript of the gene noc4, whose product is annotated as ribosome biosynthesis protein NOC4. The record is from RefSeq and is a predicted model, not a curated record. Lineage: Eukaryota; Fungi; Ascomycota; Eurotiomycetes; Eurotiales; Aspergillaceae. Gene Ontology annotation, biological process: ribosome biogenesis. Gene Ontology annotation, cellular component: nucleolus; Noc4p-Nop14p complex; small-subunit processome. The transcript has 3 exons. The coding region runs from base 1 to 1659 and encodes 552 amino acids.